Messenger RNA from Planococcus citri (citrus mealybug), 3058 nucleotides. RefSeq lists its product as uncharacterized. Lineage: Eukaryota; Metazoa; Arthropoda; Insecta; Hemiptera; Pseudococcidae. The record is from RefSeq and is a predicted model, not a curated record. The transcript is spliced from 2 exons. The coding region runs from base 529 to 2598 and encodes 689 amino acids.
AUUAAAUAAUUCAGCUAAUCUAACCUACAAAGUGAUUUUCGGUCAGUUCCACAUUCUCAAGACGGUCUGACCUGAAUUUGUGAGCAAAAAUACCAGUAAUUUUCUCUCUAUGUAAUCCGAUCCGAUUGACAUUCCCGAGGCCUUGCACAACGUUCGGGUAGGUAUAAUAUUCUUAUUGAAUAUGCUCAGAAUGAGGAUACAUUUCGGAUGCGACCAUAGUCAUUUUCUCUCUAAUGUAAAUUGAUCCAAGCUGAUCUACCUUUGAAGGCGAAAUAACAAGAUUCGGCAGGACCUUAUCCAGCAUCCUGUGAGAUUUCAUCGAAUACCUACGUAACAAGAAAUACAGAAGCGUAAAGAUAUAUCUACUCGUAUGAUUUUAAAAUCUCAUAAUAAUGGGUAGGUACUCAUAACCUACUUAUAAAAAUUAUUGAGUGAUGAAAGCAACGAAGGAGAAGAAAGCAAGUGCGAAUUUCAAAGGUUGGUAGCGCUUUAAAUUAGGUAGGUAACCAGCUAGUAACAGAUUUCAAAAUGCUGACUAUAAUUUCGGCGAUAUCAUGUAUUCUACAUCUCCUACCCGCAACAUUGGGCGAUCCGAAGUUCGACAUGGAUUUUGUAAAAUCGCCUUCGUUCGUCGACAAAUCAGCCUUACUAGAAGCAUUUUUCGAAGAACGUUCGGGCCAUUAUAAUUUCAUCUGUUGUCCUCGAUUUUUCGGCAAAACGAUAAACAUGCAAAUGCUGAAGACGUUCUUCAACAUCGAAGUGGACUCGACGGGCACAACGAUAGAUCCGAUAGGAUCAUCGGCUUUUAAGAUAAUCCAACAACUAGAAAUCUAUAAAAACAGACCAUUUAUGAGACAGCAUUUUGGCCGACAUCCGGUAGUACUACUAGAUUUGAAAUACACCAUUACAGGAACUCCAACGGAGGAUGUGGUGUUACCUUGGUUGAUCUCUCGUGUACAAGAAUCAUAUCAAGAAUACCACUGGCUGUUGAAAAAAAUUCGAAACGAUUACGCUAAUUGGAAAACAUCGGUUAGCGAAUACGAACUUCAGUAUUUCGAACAAGUGCUGCACGGCGAUCUCAACACCACUCAGAUUUUCGAAGCUUUAAUGGUGCUGCCGAAACUCUUGUAUAGAUAUAACAAGUAUUCUAAAGCUAUAAUAUUGAUCGAUCAUUACGAUCAUUUUCAGUUACAUGCUGAUCAUUUAUCACAAUCUGUCGUCGAUUAUGCGUAUUCUUUGAUAAACGAAAUGCUCAUGUACCCUUUCAAUCAACCCUAUCACUACUUCUGGUACGGUUUUGGAACAAUAACCAGCUCGCAGAAGUUACCUACCGGACCGAAUGUCGAAGGUCGUUUACGUAACUACGUUUUCUUGGACGAUCACAUAUACAGCGAUCAUUUCGGUUUCACUGCGGAAGAUAUGGAAGGUCUGUAUACCAAAUACAAUUGUUCUAAAGAAGAACGAACAUCGAUCAAGAAAUGGUAUAACGGGUACAGCACCUGGGUAAAACCUAAAACAUUCUAUCAGCCUUACUCGGUUACGCAAUACUUCCGUAAUCGAAAUACGUCCAACGCUUUACGAUGCUAUUGGCCCAAGACUAUACCAUCGCAUAACUUACUUCCAUUCCUCAAAGUGCCCGAAUUCCGCGAAAAAAUAAUCCAACUGGUUACUUUUCGAAGAGCUUCCAUUUUCAUACGUAAAUCACGCUUCGAAUCCAGACACUUGCCACGGUUCGAUUCGCUUUCGGUGAAAUUCGAUCAGGUCGUAGAGACUACCGAAUUGCACGAAAUGUAUUCGUUCUUUUUCGAAAACGGAUAUUUGGGUCAAACCGCCAAACAGACAGAAUUCAAAAUACCAAAUAUGGAAUUAAGACAGUAUUUCGGUAAAGUAUUAGCUCACGUUUAUAGAACCAAAGGUAUUCCGAUCGACGCCCUCAGAGAUUUAUUUAUUAGAACUUUCCAAUCGACUGAUCGCGAUCCGACAGUAAUCGAAGAGGAAUUCAGGAUACAAUUCGAACAAGCGUACAGUUUGGCUCGUUUACCCAAGUUUCGCUCCGCUGCCAAAUUCGAAUACUAUUGCAUACUGCAUAUUUCUGCUCUGGAGAUCAGAUCUAUUUUACCUCAGAUUAACGUCAAUUUCAAAGCCACCGUAGGAUUCAGAGGCGAUGUGCUGAUAAUUGAAAAUAAUAAAGUGUUAAUUGUUAGUUUGCAUCGCGUUAAGAAACUAGAAGAAGAAAAGGAACUGCCAUCGACGUUGAAUUACUCUCUGCCUGUGAAAGGUAUCAGUCGAGUGAUAUUUAUAAACGUGAUGAUUACAGACUACGGCGAUGUCAGGGCUUCGUUAAGGGAUUACGGAUCGGAUUCGGCCGGCGAAGAAGACAAACAAGUUUAUCGUAAUCAAUGGGAUGAGAAUACAGAACACGAACAUUCGCAUUCGGGUAAUACAGCAGAACUGCAACAAAGUGAUCAGUAUGAGCUGAAACAGAAAGAGGAACAGGGAUAUCAACAAAAUCAAGAAGCUUCUUUCGAGGAUUUCGAAAAUAAUCAGGUCUCGUCUAAAGAAUCAAAUUCGUUGUAUUCACUUCCUGAAAUUGAAUGAGAACUUAGAUCUGCUAAAUCCUACGAACUUGAAACGAAAUACCUAUCUGUCCUUUGGAAUUCGAUCACAAAUCGUUAUUUCGUUAUCGUUGGUAGGUGAAGCAUUCCCUUCAAACCAGUGCGUAGGCAUCUCAUUUCUACAACGUAUCCACGUAGGUUGCCUAUCCCUGAAAUCUCAAGGAUACAUUAUGAUGCUCAAUGGAUUUUUUUUCAUCUCACCAACUCGUAAUUUUAGACUUAAUUACAAGCGUGGUUUCUUUUAGUCAUGUUGACAAUGUAAAUAUGAAUUUUACUUUUUAAUAAAAAAAUACGUAGAUAUAAGUCUUUAUGAAUCAAAUGUAAAUGUUUUCUUCCUUUUAAAUCAAAUAAUACCUACGUGAUAAUAAAUUAUUAAUAUGCAUAAAUAUGGUAUGUAGCAUGUACUUGUACAUAAUUAUUAAAUCUUGUUUUCUUUUUUACAA